This is a messenger RNA of Saccostrea cuccullata (small rock oyster), 7297 nucleotides long. Its product is annotated as brefeldin A-inhibited guanine nucleotide-exchange protein 3-like. Gene Ontology annotation, biological process: regulation of ARF protein signal transduction. NCBI's taxonomy places the organism in Eukaryota, Metazoa, Mollusca, Bivalvia, Ostreida, Ostreidae. The record is from RefSeq and is a predicted model, not a curated record. Gene Ontology annotation, molecular function: guanyl-nucleotide exchange factor activity.
UCAGAUGCUGCAUUUUUCAGCAAAAGUGACAUUUCAAACUCGCCCGAUUUCUGGAUUUCCUGACAAGAAGAAAUAGUAUAUAUAAAAGUUUCCAAUAUGUGAUCAUUACAUUGAGAAAUCAGUACAAUGGAGGACAUCCUUUCCCAGCUCAUCAGGGAUUCAUCUUCUGCAAAAUACACCAACAUAAAGAACAGAGCCGUGGACGCGCGGGAACUGCUACAAAACAAAGGCCUGUUAGAGGUGACCCCAGCCCACGUCUUACGGGAGAAAUGUCUGGAACCCCUACAGUUAGCAUUGGAAUCCAAAAAUAGAAAACUCGCAACAGACGCUGUAAAUGGAAUACAGGUGAUAUUUGAUACAUCGGUUUCAGUCCAGUAAUAUUUGAUACAUGAUCAGAGAUGGAUGCCGAUACAGAUCCUCAACACUGUGUUGUGUACCCCAUCUUUACCCGAGGACACGCAAAUGGAUAUCAUGAAGCUUCUGUUGAAUAUGACAUUUUCUACGUCUUGGUGCAUGAAUGCAAAAGUCAUCACAAAAAUAACACAGGUGUAUAUAGAUACCUACAUGACAAGCACCCAUAAUGUUAGGGGUACAGUGAAGGCAGCCCUCACCCAGCUUCUCACCAGCUUCACAGACAAACUGCAAUCUGCUGACAGCAGAGGGCAAGGAGAUGAUGGGGAUGUUCUAGCUGACUUCAACCCUAAAGGGAACUCAGACAAGGAUGGCCUGACUACAGACACUAUCAGGAUUCUACAGUUCUUCACCAAUAAACUAGAUGAGGCCUUAGGCAGUCAGACCAGAGUAUCAGUACCCUUGUUGUUAGAGGGAGUACUAACAAUCAUUACGAACUGUCCCAGAGGAAUCAACUCCAGUGAGCUCUUUCAGGAAAUCAUAUGGAAGAGUCUCUGUCCCUGUUUGAUCUCUUUGUUGGGAUCUCCAAAGUCUGAGAAGACAGUAUGUAGUCAGAAGACGCCACACAAAGAGGAUAUAGGACGAGGAUCAGGUUGUUCUAUGUCAGCUCCGAAUCUACAGGCAACCACAGCUAAAACUAUCUAUAGUAUUGCGGUUUCCCUGGUGGAGUUGAUGGGGACUGUUGGUACCAUGAGACCGGUUCUGGAGUCGCUAUUCCAUAGAAUGCUGUUGUAUUCACCUCCCCAACAUAGACUGGAUGCCCUGAAAGCUGUCAGAGAGCUGCUGAGAACUCCAGAGAACCUGUAUAACCUAGCAGCCCCAGCCAUAGAACCUGUACAGAGGGAGAAGGCAGCGAAAAAUCCCAACGCAGACAUUUCUCUUCUCAAACUGAUUGUGGACUCUCUAGAGGAGUGCUGUCACUGUAAUGACCUGGCUGUCUGUGUUACCAGUGUUAGCUGUGUGGAGGAGAUGCUGGGAGCCCUAGAACUGACCUGUAAGGGGGAGGCAAUCACCCCCAACCUCCAGAGGAGCAUGAACAAGUUCUACAGGACCCUCUCAGAAACAAGUGUGUCCCGUCACAGUAGUGUUUCCUCCUGCUGCCAGGAAGCUGACGGAGAAACAGACACCCAGGAUAACGACGUAUUCCAACAGAACAAAACGGAGAAUAAAGGAGGUCAGGGGGUCGUCAAGGGAGAUCACUCUAACACAGAAUACAGAAUCCGGGAGGAAAUCAAGAAACAGUACAACAGGUUAGGGAGGAACAUGGAAGAGCUGGAGAAACAGAAUGCCGAGGAGUUUGUACGGAAACUGGAGCUGUUUGUACCAAGGCUGGGACAGAUGUUAGACGUGACAGACGUGGAUGAAGCCCUGCAGCAGUUUGCUGCUGAGUUCUGUACAGCAUUAUAUGAUACUCAAUCACAAAGUGAAAGUGAAAGUCAUAUGGCCAUCCUGAAUGCUGAUGGAGUGUAUGUAGCCAGUAUUAGUUCAUUACAUUUAUGUUUACAACUGUCCACAUCAGGAUACUACCACAGGAGAGGCUAUCCAAGUAUUACAGAGAAGGACUUUGUAGACUCUGUGCUGGGCUGUGGACUGUUGCUUUUCCUCUCUCCGGCCUGGCUGAGAGAAGUCUACCAUCAGCUGACUAGGAGAAACCUUUUACAGAGUGUAUCAACGACUUCAACAUCACCCCUCAUCAACUUCCUCAAAGAUAUAGACGGCCUUGGUAAUCACGAGAAGGGAGGCCAGUUUCUCUGCAGCUUCUCGUUUGUACAGACAGAAGAGGAGGUAGAUAACAAAGACAGCCUCGUCAAAUCAGGGAGAAUGUUUGCCCGUCGAGUCUUGUCUAAGUGCUGGGACAGUAUCCUUGAUGUUUUGUCCGUACUACUUAACGGGAACUCAUCUUGUGGGAUCUCCAGCAGCCUUGGGCUCCUCUUAGGGACAGAGGGGGCCAAGGAAGAGAGCCUGAGGGCAAGAGAGGCCAUCUGUACCAGUCUGAAUGGUCUACAGAGGGCUGCCAAGCUCUGCUGUGCACUGGGUUUACAGGAGUACUGUGGGGCUGUGUUCUGUCAGCUGGCCAGUACCUCCUGUGUUACGCUGGACACACAGAGAAGUCCCAUCCUUGAGCGGAAGUCUCUCAACAAACCCGCCUCACAUAAACCAAAACUGGUCAAGCUUCAUGCAUCUCACGUCCUCAGCAUGGAUGUUGUCAUGACGACGGGGCUAGAGAUGGGAAGCCACUCCGCGGACUGCUGGAAACAUUUGUUCAGGUGUUGUGCCUUUAUCUCUGAGUUGGAGCACACUUACUUCUGUAUGGGUAACAACCAUUCCAACCUCCCCAAACUACAGCAGGAGGCGGCCGUAGACUCCGAGAAUCAGGAGAACAGUAAUUAUGUAGACGAACCAGAGUUGUACAGUGUUUCCACCACUGCGGCUGUGCCAGUAGCACCGAGGAUUAACAUCACAGAGCUGAUCAGACAGAGUGGGAUUGAGUCUGGGUGGGAGAGGUCCAUUACAGGGGGAGGUGUACUGAAUGCCGCCCAGUCCUCAAAGGCACUGUGUGGGCUCUCUCAGGAAGUGGACAGGCUGUUUGAGGAGGCAGCUAGUCAGCUGAAUCUGCAGGCUCUGUUGGACUUCCUGUCGGAGCUCUGUGAUUCCAGUCAGCACCAGUUGUUCAGUGUGACCCAGCAGGUGCCCCGGGAGGGAGGGGCCAGGGACUCUCAGCUACCCCCCAACUCCCUCCACCUGUACCGGCUCCAGGAGGUGCUGAUGAAGGUGGUCCACAGUGACCGCCCGCUGCUUCACCUUAUGAGGACCUGGAGUGUGGUGUCUCCUCAUCUGGUCGAGUCGGCUGGUCACAGGGACAGGAGUGUGUCUAAGAUGGCCGUGACCUGCGUCCAUGACUUUAUUCUGGCCAUGCUGAGUGACCGCCUGGAGUUGGCCUACUUCCACGUCAAUGAGCUGCUGUGUAAGCCGUUUGAGAACAUGUUAUGUCUAGAAGUCUGUGAUGGGGAUGUACAGGACCAGAUCGUUUGCUCUAUCUGUGAGUUGGUGGAGGCCUGUACUGCUGACAUUAAGUCAGGUUGGCGACCACUGUUUGGAGCUUUACGCGCUGUGAAGAUUGAGUACACCACUAAUGAGGAAGUUAACGAUGCGCGACAGAGACACGUGGCGGCCGUGCUGGACGUGUUUGAGGUCUACCUCAGUACAGAUAACGUCCUGGUGUUUGCUAAUGCCACAGUCGAUUGUAUUCUGUGUCUUCUCAAGUACAUCAGGGGACCAGGUGAGUUUGACAACUCGAGUGGGGAGGACUCGGACUCAGGAAGUGAUUUUGUGAUGGGGGAAUCAGGGGGAGAGAAUCUGUGUAUUCCUGCCCUGGGAUAUCUAAAGAGGUGCUCCCAGAUCUUACAAACAAUGUGGAAGAUGCCAGCAUGUCCUGUGUUCAACUGUGCAAAAAGAAUACAGACCACUCCUACCCAUGUGUUUGUGGACUCAAGUCUGCCUCAUAUGAACAUGGGAGAUUUCAUCCGUCACUACGACGAAGUCAGUCAGCAGCGCUGUCAUAGCUGUGUCGCUGAAUCGUCACAAUCAACAGGCGGUCACAGAGAUGAACCAGCCCUAAAACCCGACCCCUCGGACAAUGGCCCCGAGCCUCCUGACAAUCUCCCUCACCUAGAUGAGGGCGGAACAGACAGUCUGAACUCUGUAGAUUCAGGUGUGAUAACCAUGCAGAGUGACAUCAAGUCUAAUAUCAAAACAGACAAUGAGGAGGAGGACACACAGCAGUGUACCUCCAACCCAGGGGGUCAGCCUGAUGACUCUACCGGUCACUGUGAGCGGUGUGCCGCUCUGAGGCUCCUACAGAGACAGCCAGGGGGUGCCUCAGAAAGUCCCCCCAGGUCUUUUGAUUCACUGGAUGCUAUAGACAAUAGUACGGGGAUCCUACACGUCUUGUUCCUGUUGUUGGAGGGACUGGCCAGUGCCGUCUCAUCGUGUCCUAAAUCGUAUCAACCCGAGACGCUGGAGAUGUUGUUUGAUCUGCUCAAGGCCACAGCUGAUGUUCCUGGUGCUGAGUUUGCCCUGUUUUGUGUAAACAGUCUCCUCCUGCCAAUGAUUCAGUCGUGGUUACGGGAGGGAAGCCGUAAGCCUGGGUACUGGGACUGGGGGGCUAACAACUUUAAGCAGUGCUGUGGUCUGUGUACAGACUUGGUAGUGGAUCUGGUACACAAGUUCUCAGGUACAUCGACAAAGGUGUCCCAGUCUGUGGAGCUGAUGCUGAAGCAACUGUACAACAUUCUGGUGGAGUGUAUCUCCAAGCCUGCAGAGGUGAUCUCAAGGCUAGGCUGCUCCUGUAUCAGACAUGUAAUGCUCAGUGCAGGAAGGUCAUUCAAUGAAGAAAUGUGGCAGAUCAGUGGAGUUGCCAUGGAGACAGCAUUAGACGUAUCAACCUUCCAUCUGAGACAGCUGAUGUUACUAGGUGAUAUAGCACAGGUCAAGGCUGCUUCACCACAGGAGUGUUAUAGACUGAGACACCUGGCUCAUCAGGUAUUCCUGUUAGACAGUCAGAUGGCCGCCCAUCAGUUAACAGUUGAUGUGGAGGAAGAUAAGUCUUUUGUUUUUCUGUUGUACAAAUCGGGGGAAGAGAACUGUUUGAAUCCAGAUGAUAUCCUUCUCAGAUUGCCCUUUAGAAAUGUGGUGGUUGGAUUAUUAGCCAAUCAGCUGUUACUACAAACCAUUGGUAGUGUUCUUCUUAGUGCUGACUCAGCAAAGUCAAACACAGAAAAUGGGCAACAUACAAGAAUGUCAGGAAUGAUUCCACUGUUAUCUGUCAGAAACAUUGUUAAGAUGUUGGAGUGUCUGAGGAACUCCUAUAAGCUGGCUAUGGAGUUUGACUCCAGACCUGGACUGAAGUUCCUGAUCCAGAAGGUGGCGCGGACUGAGGUGGCUGUUAACCUGUAUAAACAGGCCGGGGCCGCCACGGUCUUCUUCAUCCACACGCUGCUACAGAUCGGGGCUAACCUUCCCAACCUCACCAAGGUCAAGGUUAAACAUUUGUCCUACUCAGUUCAACAGAGUCUUCUAGAUGUUUGUUACCGAGAUACAAGACACUGUUUAAGUACUGUAGAUGUGUUUUCUAGUCCGGAGUUAUUUAUUCAGCUUUUGAAGGCUAUCUGUGACGAGUUGUGUCAGAUGUAUGUAGACAUUUUGUCGGAUGAGACCUCCAGUCGAGUGGAUACGAUGGCAGAACAGCAGGUCUUUUUCCUGAUCGCGCAGCCUGACGAUAUUUCUGAUAUUGUGAGCAAAAGAAAGAAAGGUCAAACGGAUGUCUUAAAAUCAAAACAGUCAGCACAAGAUCUGAUGUCCUCAGCUGUCCCUCUACAGGAGCAAGCCUGUGUAAGUUCUGGAGGAAGUUCGGAAGAUGAACAGGAAGUAGAGAGUUCUGAUUCUGACCAUCCAACCAAGAGUAAGCGAGAGCUACGGGAGGAACAGGACAGCAAAGUGUAUACGAUCGCCACGGAUACACUCAUCAAGUCCUUAAUGACCGAGUACAAGAGACGUAAACAAGCUAACGCCAUGCCAAAGUUUGUCAAAAUCUCCAAAACAAAGAAACAGCCCAAAGAAAGGAAAUCUAAAGACCCUGUAGAUAAGGUGGACAAACAGAUAGAGGCCCAGAGAAAGACAUCGUACAUGAAGGACAGUGAAGCCCGGGUGCAGUCCUGGACAGAACUCCUGUGUACAGUACUCGGUCUGUUCCAUCAACUCCCAGACUCCGAGUUCCAGGUUCUUCUUCCCACGGUGUUCAGCUGUGUCAAUCAGCUGGUGUGUCAUGCCACAGAACAGAGACUGAGAGACUCAGUAGGGCAGAUUGUCUACAGACUAGGGGACAUACUAGACUUAACCAAUGACAGCCAAGGUUACAGCAGUGUUAAAUCAGCCAAUCAGGAUGAAGAUAACAUUGAUGUCAAUAUAACCAAUGAUAGCCAAAAUCACAAAUAACCAAUACAGAUCUUACUUUCUUCAGAAUUUCUAUAGGAACUACUGACAUGUGCAUCUGAUAAACUGUGGGAUAAAGAUCACAUUGGGAUAUAAAGUAGUAUUGCAGCAUCAGUAUAAAUCAAUUGUAUUGCAAAUAUUAAAUGUGCAGUUGUCAAAACAUUUUAUAUUAAAUGCAGGGUAUUGGAGUCACCAGUCAUGAUAAUGAUAUGUAUUGUUGUGAGGUUACAAUUAAGUGAUUUUAAGUACAAACUUCAGAAACACUUGUACUUUAUAACAGUUUGUUUAUGGAACUUGGGAACUAAAUUGUUGUACUUUUGUAUUUUAAAAAGGACCAUUAUACUGUACAUCAACUCUGUGACUGUGAAAUACAUAUUUUAGACAAUGUGCAAUAUUUUUCAAGAUAAAAAGUCCCUUUACUUACGCAUAAAUAUACCUCAUUUCUUAUUCUUUGAAAAGCCAUAUAUAUAUUAGUUUACUUUCUUUGGUGCUUUGUGUUAUCUAAUAAGAGUACAUAUAAUCAACAUUAGUAUCUUAUUUGAUUUUGUGUAUGUACCUGUCAAGUCUCAUUUGUCAGCAUUCCAUAAACAGGUUUUCAAAUUUUCACCCUUUCCCAAAAUGAUUAAGAGCCACUUAAUAUUUUUUUUUAAAAUUGGAUCAGGUAGAAACUUUUACACUGUAGGUCAGUUUGAUUUCCAAGGUCAUUUGAGCCAUGGUAAGAUACGUCAAGUGAGCAUUGUAGCCUGUAGGCAUCCAACUCAUAUUCUUAUUCCACAACUGAAGACCUUAUCGAAAACAUUCCAUUCCAUAUACGUUUAUCUGAGGUAGUCUGUCGUCUAGCGACUGUGUGUCAUGCCAUUGGGAGACAUGCAUUUAAACUUUUCAAACUUGCAAC